Pocillopora damicornis (cauliflower coral) is the source of this 1273-nucleotide messenger RNA. Its product is annotated as alpha-1B adrenergic receptor. Gene Ontology annotation, biological process: G protein-coupled receptor signaling pathway. Gene Ontology annotation, cellular component: membrane. NCBI's taxonomy places the organism in Eukaryota, Metazoa, Cnidaria, Anthozoa, Scleractinia, Pocilloporidae. The record is from RefSeq and is a predicted model, not a curated record. Gene Ontology annotation, molecular function: G protein-coupled receptor activity.
AUGGAGGAAAACUUGACUUUACCCAAAGUGCAUUUAGAUAACAACACUUCAAGUUCACUGCCAGUUUACUACAUUAUCCUCGCAUCGCUUAUCGGGUUCGUUGCAGUGUUUGGGAAUGGGGUAGUGAUCUAUCUCAUUUCUACAAGAAGACGACUUCAUGUGGAAACCAAUUACUUUGUGGUGUCCCUUGCUUUUGCAGACUUGUUGGUAGGCUUGUUUCUUCCCACUUUCAUCAUCGCCUGUGACUUCUGGUCGGACUGUGAUAUAACAACUUAUUUCAUGUUUUUUAACCUGUUCACCUUAAUAUCCAUAGCGAAUUUAUUUGCCAUGACAGUGGAUAGGUAUAUAUCGAUUUUAUAUCCUCUGCGUUAUCAGUCAUAUGCCACAUCAAGGCGACUUUUUGGUACAAUUUUGGUUUCGUGGAUUAUUCCAGCAUAUCUCUCCUUCUCUCCGCUUUUCUGGACACUUGCAAGUUCGGAGACAGUUAAAAAUACGGGAAAAAAGGUUCAUGCUUUAAUUGUUAUCACUGCAUUCGAGGUGAUACCCACCGUUGUCAUGCCAGCCAUGUAUAUCCAAAUUUUCGUAACUGCAAGGCGACACGCGCGGCAGGUUGCAACACACCAAACUCAGCUCGACUUCAACAGUCAAGUCAACAACAGAGAUAACACGCAACAGGCGACAGCAGAUGCGGGUAAGAGAGCCUCUCAUACCUCACAGCAAAGCAAAGGUAAAAGAAAGACUGCAGAUUCAUCGAGUGUUAUAGUAUUGGGAGCUGUCAUAGGCCUUUUUGUUGUUUGUUGGUCUUUUGACACAGUGAUUUCGCUUUGCAGUAAGUUAGAACUGUGCGUUAUCAGUGAUGGUCUUUUCAGAGUAUCUGAUUUGAUGAUUUUUGUAAAUUCUGCCAUAAAUCCACUCGUCUACGCCUUUUUGAAGAAGGACAUCAAGCGGGAAUUGAGUUUUAUUUGUUGUUGUACAGUGGCAAUGAAUGAAAAGUAAUUUAUUUUCAUGAGUUGUUAUGUAAACCAGCAUCAAGCUUGUUACCUCGGGUUGGUUAUGAUAAGUAGCUAUAUUACUAGAGAUCUUUGAACUGCACAAUCUUAAAUACAAAGCCCAGGGAUAAAUAUAAUUAUAAAUAACAAAUUACGUGUUUCCGCUCAGGCAAUCCAAAAUGUAACCUCCUGUGAAACAUAUAAAUAAUUUUAUUUAUGUCAAUAUAUUAAAUUUUCAACGUUUGCAAGGUAAUUAAACCAAUAAUAAAAUUAAUUGAACUCGC